UUAUGGGCUUCAAAUGUCCCAAAAGGUCCAUCAGUAAAAUUCCUUGUAGAAAAUGUUCAUACAAUGAGUGAGUUGAAACUAACAGGAAACUGUUUAAAAGGUUCUCGUCCCCUCUUGUCAUUUGAUCAGAAUUUUGAUACAGAACCUCAGUGGCAGUUGCUUAAAGAACUGUUUGUGCAGAUAUUUGGUACACCUAAUCACCACCCAAAAAGUCAACCCUUCUUUGAUCAUGAGUUCACCUUCUCCAUACAAGAUAAUCGCAUUUGGUUUAGAAAUUAUCAGAUUCUGGCUGAAGAAGGUUCACUAGCUGAAAUAGGUCCACGGUUUGUUUUGAAUCCAAUUAGAGUUUUUGCUGGGAGUUUUGGAGGUGCUACACUUUAUCAGAAUCCUCACUACAUUUCACCCAAUGAUUUCCGUCGGGUCCUGAAGCACCAGAAGUCAGACAAAUAUGUGCACAGAGUUGAGGCUAAAGUCUCUCGCUUGCAGCGCACACCUGAAUUUUCCUACCAGUUAGAUCCCACAGAUGAUGUUUUUAAUACAAUAACAGAAGAUCAACUAAAGAAAUAGCUUUUGUUUUUGACAUUUGUACAAUAAAUAACUUAAUA
Physella acuta is the source of this 605-nucleotide messenger RNA. Its product is annotated as ribosome biogenesis protein BRX1 homolog. Gene Ontology annotation, cellular component: nucleolus. Gene Ontology annotation, biological process: ribosomal large subunit assembly; rRNA processing. The record is from RefSeq and is a predicted model, not a curated record. Gene Ontology annotation, molecular function: rRNA binding. NCBI's taxonomy places the organism in Eukaryota, Metazoa, Mollusca, Gastropoda, Physidae.